Microthlaspi erraticum is the source of this 1905-nucleotide messenger RNA. The record is from the annotation of a GenBank genome assembly. NCBI's taxonomy places the organism in Eukaryota, Viridiplantae, Streptophyta, Magnoliopsida, Brassicales, Brassicaceae.
AUGCCCCUGCCCUUUGAGGAAUUUCAAGGGAAGGGGGUUCUCGAUUUCUUAGAUUCUUCUUCGGAAAACAAAAUCUGGGCUAAUCGAGAGAAGACUCAUGGACGACGAGAAGAUCUCUGUUGCGUUGUCGGUGUUAACAAUGGUGGCUUCCCGGAGCCGACGUCUGUUCUAGACUCUGUCAGAAGUCCAAGCCCCUUCGUCUCUUCCUCAACCACCACGCUGUCUUCCUCUUACGGUGGUCUCAGCGGCGGCGGCGGCGGCGCUGCUGCUGCCUUUUCCGGCGCGGAUGGGAAAUGCGAUCAGAUGGGUUUCGAGGAUCUCGACGGAGUUCUCUCCGGUUCGCCGGGGCAAGAACAGAGCAUUUUUAGACUGAUUAUGGCCGGCGAUGUAGUGGAUCCGGGUUUUGUGGGUUUCGACACGGGUUCUGGAUCCGUCCCGGGUAUUAACGAUCCGAAUUCGCUGUUUGCCUGCGGCUUUCCUUUCCACGACGCACCACCACCGGAAGAAGAGAAGUUUCAGAUUGCGUCGAACCCAGAAACUCUGCUAAACCCGAAUCCGGGUUUUUUCUCCGUCGGGUCGUCUCCUCCUGCAAAACGGCUCAAUUCGGGUCAACCCGGCUCUCAACAUCCCGAUUCUCGUCACCACCACCACCAGUGGGUGUUCCCGUUCUCGGAUCCGGGUCACGAAUCUCACGACCCGUUUCUCCCGCCGCCGAAAAUGGCUGAAAUCAAAGUCGCCGACGACCACGACCAGUCAACAGUCAUCAUCGACCAGCUAUUCAACGCGGCGUCGGAGCUAAUAGGAACCACAAACGGCGGAGAUAAGAACAUCGUCAUCGCGCAAGGGAUAUUGGCGCGGCUCAAUCACAACCUUAACAACAACGACACUAACCCAAAACCUCCGCUUCACAGAGCGGCUUCGUAUGUAACCGAAGCUCUACAGUCUCUCCUCCUUCAGGACUCACCACCGUCUCUCUCUCCUCCUCAAACCCUAAUCCUUCGAAUCGCAGCUUACAGAGCUUUCUCAGAAACGUCGCCGUUUCUCCAAUUCGUCAAUUUCACUGCAAACCAGACGAUUCUCGAGUCCUUCCAAGGCCUUGAUCGGAUCCACAUUGUCGAUUUCAAUAUCGGUUACGGAGGUCAAUGGGCUUCUCUGAUUCAAGAGCUCUCCGGGAGAAGAAACAGAUCAUCAUCAUCAUCAGCUCCGUCGCUGAAGAUUACAGCUUUCGCAUCUGCCUCCGACGAAUUCGAGCUCCGAUUCACGGAAGAAAAUAUCAGGAAUUUCGCCGGAGAGACCGGAGUUUCCUUCGAAAUCGAGCUAUUGAAUACGGAGAUUCUGCUGAAUCCAGCUUACUGGCCUCUCUCUCUGCUACGGUCGUCGGAGAAUGAAGCAAUCGCUGUGAAUCUCCCGAUCAGCUCCGUCGUCUCCGGUUACCUCCCGUUGGUCCUUCGUUUCCUCAAAGAAAUCUCUCCAAACGUCGUCGUUUGCUCGGACAGAGGCUGCGACCGAAACAACGACGCGCCGUUUCCCAACGGUGUGGUACACGCGCUUCAGUAUUACACAUCUCUGCUCGAGUCUCUCGACGCUUCGGGGAAUAAUACGAUUAAUCAGGAAGCUGCCACGAGUAUCGAGAGGUUUUAUGUGCAACCGUCGAUACAGAAGCUGUUGACGAAUCGUUACCGUUGGACGGAGAGAUCGCCGCCGUGGAGAAGCUUGUUUGGGCAAUGUGGGUUUUCUCCGGUGUCGCUGAGUCAGACGGCGGAGACGCAAGCGGAGUAUUUGUUGCAGAGGAAUCCGAUGAGAGGGUUACAUCUGGAGAAGAAACAGUCUUCUUCUUCUUCGUCUUCACUUGUCUUGUGCUGGCAGAAGAAAGAACUUGUUGCUGUCUCAGCUUGGAAGUGUUGA